AUGCGGAAAGAGGCUCCACUCACUCCUCCAGCUUCCUGUCAUCUCUCAGGGAGAGGCUCCUCCACAGUGCUCUCUUCAGUUCCCCUUCAAAUGCUGUUUUAUCUCAGUGGAACGUACUACGCCCUGUAUUUCCUCGCCACGCUCCUGAUGAUCACGUAUAAAAGUCAGGUGUUCAGCUGUCCUCACCACUACCUGGUCCUCGAUCUUGCUCUGCUGUUUCUGAUGGGGAUUCUGGAAGCAUUGCGGUUAUACCUGGGUACCAGGGGCAACCUGACAGAGGCUGAGAGGCUGCUGGCCGCCAGCCUGGCCCUCACGGCCGGCACCGCCCUCCUCUCUGCCUACUUCCUGCUUUGGCAGACCCUGGUGUUGUGGGCAGACUGGGCCCUCAGUGCCACACUCCUGGCCCUUCACGGCCUGGAGGCCGUCCUGCAGGUGGCUGCCAUUGCAGCCUUCACCAGGUAGCUGCGGGCACCCAGAACACCCCACACUGGGGCCCUCCUCCUGGGCCCGACCAUUCCCCCAGCUGUCACCUCCCCAUUCCUGGACAGAAAGGGCACUUUUCCUAGCGACUGGCCAUAGAUGGUUUCAGACGGCUCCAUCUGUCCUGGCAGGGGUGGGAGCAGGAGCCAGAGCAGAACAAACUGCUGGAGGCGCUGGUGUUGGGAACAGCUGCAGGGAGGGUAGGGACCACACAGAACUGCCUUCAAGGUGAGUCCCAGGAGCGCACACUCAGCCCCGUCAGUGGGGUCUGGCUUCAGCAGCCAGGCCUCCAUGGACCCCCAUGGGCCCCCAGGGCUGAGAGGGAGGACACAGCCCUUCAGAACAGAGGCCUCGUCUCACCGCCUCCCCUAUCACCCCCUAGUUCCCUGAUGGUCCUAAUUUGUGCUCUGAGAGCCCAGUUUACUCCGUGGCCAGGCCCCACCUGUGUUUCCAAGUCCGGCUGGAGAAGCAGGAUGGGGUAGGCCUUGUGCUUUGAGUGCCCCCAGCUCUGCCUCACAGGCAGGCAGGCCCCGGGGGCAAGAGUGCACUCUGGGUUCCUAAAGCAAUAAAUGCAAACAAGCCAGCAGCUCUGGUGCUUGAGAAUUUCCAUCUCAGCCACACUCCUCCCUUUAGGGGCUUCGGAGGAGAGGUCAGGGCUGAGGCUGGGGAUGGAACUGCAGGAGAGAGCAGCUGCGGGGCCCACAUUCUGAGCCUCCGUCCACUCCAGUUUUAGCAACUUUUGCCUUUUGCACUGAGUGCUAAACAAAUUCUAGCUCUGUGAUUUUUUUCCCAUUCCCAGAUUUACUGUAAGUUCUCCUUAAAAAGUAUCUAAGCUGUUAUAGUAGCUUUCCCUUCAUUUGGUUCUAUUGUGUGUUCUCUAUGUUUGGAAUAAUCACAUCCUAGUACCUAGAUAUUUUCUCUUCACCGCAUUUUGUAAAUAAAAGAGAUGUGUAUGUCUCCUUGAA
Mandrillus leucophaeus (drill) is the source of this 1445-nucleotide messenger RNA. RefSeq names its product transmembrane protein 80 (gene TMEM80). Gene Ontology annotation, cellular component: ciliary transition zone. The record is from RefSeq and is a predicted model, not a curated record. Gene Ontology annotation, biological process: non-motile cilium assembly. Bases 1 to 462 code for a protein of 153 amino acids. The transcript is spliced from 5 exons. NCBI's taxonomy places the organism in Eukaryota, Metazoa, Chordata, Mammalia, Primates, Cercopithecidae.